CAAAUUCCCCAAACGCAUCCCCGUCCCACUCCUCUCUUCUCUCUGAAAAGUGAAAGAACAAAGAACUAAAGAAAGCCCCCGCAUCCCCCGGAACCCACCCACGCCCCCCACUCAGUGCAAAAAAUCUAACCCUAACGAACCGAGCCACCAUUCCAUCGCCGAACUCUUCUCCGGUAGAGGUUGCUGUCGCUGCCGGCGGGGAUAGACCGUGGGUUGGGUCUGCUCGUUUCUCCUUGCUCCUCUUCUCCUCGACGUCGCACGAAGGCAUGCUUGGAGCUGUUGGCGUCGCCGCCGCGAAGGGCUGCUCGGUCGUCGCCUCUGCUCGCCUCGCCGUUCUCCACCGCGAGUGACGUCUGCUUGCUUCUUCGGUUCUGCUUGCUUCUUCGAGUGACGUCGUCAUUCUGCUCACCUCUUUGCUACGUUGAACUCUGGUUGAACCCUAGUCGAACCAUUGAACCGGUGUACCAGUCGCCUCACCAAUUCAUUGACCAGUCCGAUUCUCGCAACCUGCUAGAGGCAUUGCCGAAUGGCUUUUUCCGUUUCAGUGUGCUUCUCCCCUAAUGCACUAGCUCGCCCAAACACACACAACAACAGACCCACCCGCACCACCACCAACAAGCCCCACCAAUCCAACCCUAAAUUCAACAACAAAAAAACUGCCACCACUUACUCCACCCCUCCCGAACCGCUUCUACUCCCCGGUGGCGAAGCCACCACCUAUGCUCGCCUUCCCCCCAAGGACGACUACUCCGCCCCCUCCUCCUGCACCUCCCAUGAACUCAAGCUCGCUGAAUCAACCCCUGUAAACUUCAACAAGCAACUUCAAGAAGAAGAAGAUUUCAGUGACAAUUUUGAAGGAAAUUAUGAAACACUAGCAGUUUUCGAGGGAAAGGGUGGUGCCGAAUUGGACGGCGGGGAAGACGAAGACGAUGACUUAUUUGACGAAGACGAAGACGAAGACGAUGACUUAUUUGACGAAGACAGCGAGCUUUUGAGCUUCGAAGAAGAGCCAGCGAAGGAGAAAGGAGUGCCUGCGGUGAUGCGGUGCUUCGAUCGGGCCAAGAUCUACGUGAAGGCGGGCGAUGGAGGGAACGGCGUGGUGGCGUUUCGCCGCGAGAAGUACGUACCUCUUGGCGGUCCCUCCGGCGGCGACGGAGGGAGAGGAGGGAACGUGUACAUGGAAGUGGACGGAUCGAUGGAUGAGCGGUGCGAAGGGAGAGGAUGCGGUGGUGAAGGUGGCACCGGGAACAGUGGUAAGGGAGGCAGGGAAGGAGGAGGUGCUGCUUGAGAUGGUGAAACCUGGGCAGAGGGCUCUGCUGCUACCCGGUGGAAGAGGCGGCAGAGGGAAUGCUUCAUUCAAGUCUGGGAAUAAUAAGGUUCCCAAGAUUGCUGAAAAUGGCGAAGAGGGCCCAGAAAUGUGGUUGGAGUUAGAGCUCAAGCUUGUUGCAGAUGUUGGUAUAGUAGGUGCUCCAAAUGCUGGGAAAAGUACACUUUUGAGUGUAGUUAGUGCUGCAAAGCCAGAGGUUGCAAAUUAUCCCUUUACAACACUACUACCCAAUCUGGGUGUUGUUUCCUUUGACUAUGAUUCAACAAUGGUAGUAGCAGACCUUCCAGGUCUACUUGAAGGAGCACACCAAGGUUUUGGGUUAGGUCAUGAGUUUCUUCGACACACUGAAAGGUGUUCCACCCUGAUACAUGUGGUAGAUGGGUCAUCGCCACAACCAGAUCUUGAGUUUGAUGCAGUUCGUCUAGAGCUAAAGCUGUUUAAUCCUGAACUCGCUGAGAAGCCUUUUAUAGUUGCUUAUAACAAAAUGGACCUCCCAGAGGGAUAUAAACACUGGGAGUCCUUCAAAGGAAAGCUACUAUCUCGUGGGAUCACACCCUUUUGUAUGAGUGCUGUCAAUAGGGAAGGUACUCAUGAAGUUAUCUGUGCUGCUUAUGAGCUUUUGCGAAAAAGCAAAGAAGACAUGGAAGACUAUGAAGAUGGAGCAGAUGUGACAAACUUGAACCAUGUUGCUGAUGCUGUACAGAAGCAGCGUAGCGCAUCCAUUGGUGAUUUUGAAAUUUUUCACGACAGCAAGUCAAAUAUUUGGCAUGUAGUUGGAGCUGGAUUACAACGUUUUAUCCAAAUGACAAAUUGGCGGUACCACGAUUCAGAGAGAAGAUUCCAGCAUGUUCUUGAAGCUUGUGGUGUGUAUAAGUCUCUCAUGAAACUAGGUGUAAAAGAAGGCGACACAGUGGUUGUUGGAAGGAUGGAGAUGAUAUGGCAUGAUUCCUCAAACACAUCUAGUACAUCAAGAAUGAAGAAAGUAUCCACAGAUUCAGUUAAGUGGCCUGAAUGGAAGUAGUGGCACUCUAUUUUGUUGCUUUUAUGAUGUGUGCUGCAACUGUGCCUUAGGUAAGGAGAUUUCUCAUAAUGAUUAUGUUCCUUGCUAUUUUCGUUUACUCCUCAGUAACCUUGUUGAAUACCCUAGUUUCCUCUGUUAUGAAAUGGAUAAUAUUCUUCUAGAUCAUUCAUACAUAAACAUAAUGGCACCUAUAACAUUCAAAGCCAGAGGGUAACGACCUUUAUAUUAUUCUCUAUGCUUCUAUAUUCAUACCAUUGCCAUUUUGUUCAAAUUUAUCCUAUUAUUUGGACAUUGGCAUCACCUCUUUGUUGUAAUGGUAAACUAUAUUUACCUCCCCAGGGGUUAGAUGAUAUCACAAAUUACACCUCUUGAUUUGUCAUGCUUUACAUUGACCUCUCUUCUACGUUGGUAAAUGUCAUCUUUAAAAGAGGAAGAGGGGGGUGUUAAUGUCACAUUUUUACAAGGUAUUGAGCGUCUGAGUUGGUGAGUAUCAUGUUUAUACUUUAUAAAGGAUGUUAGUGUCACAUUUUAUAAAAUAUAAGGUACCCAGUGUUAGAUAUCCUAAAUUUUAUAAAAGAUCCAUAUAUACUUUUACGAACGGAAGGAUGUUAUCUGUAAUAUCUUUUUAUCUCAAAGGCGAUCAGUAUAACUUCUAGUUUCAAACAUGUUUUCUUAGCUUUUUGUGAAGUUGGGAUGACCUUGAAAUUAAUGUGAAUUUAUGUUCAAUUUCUGUAGGAGUUUAUUGUCACGGUAAAUUUUAGAAGGUUAGAUUUAACGGUGUUUGUAUAAUUUUCUGGAGUGUUUGAGAAUGUUCUAAAUGGUUUUGGAACGUUCUAGAAUGUUCUAAAAGGUCUUGGAAUAUCCUAGAGGGUUUUAGAAGAUUCUGCAAGGUUAUAGAGUAAUCUAAAAGAGUGUGGAUGUAUAUAGAAGUAUGAAUAGUAGUGUGGAAUAAUCUAAAAAUAUUUAGAGAAAUAGGGUAGGAUAGAUAUUUGUAGUGAAUGUUCUAGAUGAUUAAUUUGGACUGUUGAUUAGAUUUAAUUCUAACCAUCCAUUGAAGAUGUGGAUGGCUAUAAAUAGGGGUGAGAGUUAGAGUUUGGGAGUUUGAGUCAUUUAUAACAAACACUUGAGAAAUAGAGGAUUUUUUCCACCAAAGUUUCCUUUCUCUUGUGUUCUUAGCUUUUUUGUUAAUUACUACUUGGUCUUAGUACAAGAAGUUGAGUAAGUCUGAAUGUCUGCACGGUAGUGUUGGAGUGUGUCUAAGGCCGUGACACUAUGCAAUCAAAAUGACACAAUAUAGAAGUGGAGAUAAAGAUCAUGAGAAGCUACGCACAAGUAUCGAGCAUGCCAAUUGAGUGCUUUGUCCUGCCAUUUCAUGAUGGUGGGUUCUUUACUUCAUUUACAUUUUAAAUCUUUUAUGGAAGUGGAACAUCUUGGUAUGCUCCCAAGUGAAAGCAGUUAAGUUACCUAGAGAUGAGACAUGUAAUUUAUGAUGAUGUAAUGAAGAUCGUAUAUAAUGAAACAAUUUUGUAAUAUUGUCAUGUUGAAAGUCAAAUUUGAAUAUUGACAUCAAGUCAUCGACAAAAUAAAAUAAAAAAUAGCACAUGUUAGCUGGA
This is a messenger RNA of Arachis ipaensis, 3961 nucleotides long. RefSeq names its product GTP1/OBG family protein (gene EMB269). Gene Ontology annotation, cellular component: mitochondrion. The record is from RefSeq and is a predicted model, not a curated record. Gene Ontology annotation, molecular function: magnesium ion binding; GTP binding; GTPase activity. NCBI's taxonomy places the organism in Eukaryota, Viridiplantae, Streptophyta, Magnoliopsida, Fabales, Fabaceae.